CAUUGACUCAACUCUUACUCUUAGAGUUAUAGACUACUAAGAUCUAGAUAAGGGUUUAGAUCUAGAAUCUAGAUUUAACUUAGAUCUAUAUAGAUAUAGACACCAAUAGAUCUGGCUCUAGAUCUAUAUACUAUUAUAGUGGUAAAUUAUAACACGUUACUUGAGCAUGUCACCUGACUGAAAGAGUACUGUUUUGUCCUUGGUAAAAUUAUUGAGUAAGACAACAGAAAUGGAUUCAAGACUGCCCUCUCAGUCUGAGGACCUUAGUCCCAGCCAAAGCAAAACAAAAAAUUAUAGACAAAAAGCAAGGAAAAGUAUUGCAGUUUUCUUUGGUGUUAGCGAAGAGGAUGAAAUGAAUCAAAUGCGAUGGGAAAAAAGACGAAUGAGGAUAGCAAGCUCCAUUGGUAAGGGGUUAAAAGAUGAAUAUUUUGAUCAACAAGACAUGACAGAUGGGAGGCCGUCUGUUAUAGAUCCUCUGUCUCGUACAUCAAGGCAAAUGUCAAGGUAUUCAACUCACAGUGCUAUGGGUGCCAUAGGCCGAAGAGAUACGCGUAAGAAAUCUGUAAUAGCUAUGACAAUGCAAGGCAUCGCUGCAUUAAAUGCAAAUAAACAAGAAGCUCAAAGAAGAAAAUCAUUCAAAUAUCAAGGCCAAAGCUUUUCAAGAGGUCAAAGUUUUGCCAGGGGAAGUAUGAAGCCAACUUUGGAAGCACAACACUCAGAGGAUGCGUUUAGUUUAGUGGAUGAUGUCUUCUUUGAUGAGAGCCCUGUAACAGCAACCAGAGUUUCUGGCCCAGCAGGAGGCCCAGGACCAGGUUGGAGAAGAAAGCCUCCCGAAGCUUUACCUUCAACUCCAGGUGCCGAUAUGGUGGAUGGUUUUGGAUUUCAAAAGAUAAAGGAAAAAGUGAUUAGUACUGCAAGGAAACAUGAUAAACGGCAAAUUGGAAUGGGAGUUUUGAACAAUGUGACAAGACAGCGCUUAAAGAGUACAGUUUUAAUGAAUAAAGAAAUCAAACAACAAUUGGAUGACAUUGAUGAUCACAGGCCAUUCUUUACCUACUGGGUGACUUUUGUACAAAUUGUUGUCUUUGUAGUUUCACUUGCUGUCUAUGGUAUAGCACCCAUAGGAUUCCAGACAACUAUAGUGUCACAAAAUGUUCGUAUGCCGAAUCUUGCUAUCCAGACUGAAACGCAUGUAGAGUAUGAUAAUUUAUGGAUAGGGCCUCGGCAGGUUGACCUCAUUCACCUUGGUGCCAAAUAUUCUCCUUGUAUGAGAGUGGAUGAAAACUUGAAUGAAGCUAUAGGCUAUGACAGAGCUGAGGAGAGAGAAUCAGCUUGCUGUAUAAGGAAUGAUGGCUCUGGUUGCGUGCAGACUGUGCAGUCAGGGUGCAGUAAUGUUUUGUCUCGAUGGGAGAAGUGGGCUGGCAAUGAUUCAGUUGGAGUUUCUACUAGGUCCAGUGGCUCUGUCUGUGGCCAAGAUCCUAAAUAUUGUAACAAUCCUUCUUCCACACCACCCUUUGAGUGGCCUGAUGACAUCACCCAUUGGCCUCUGUGUUUGGAAACAGCCAAGCCCAACCAAUCGCUUGCUAGCCACAAAGAUGAGCAUAUGAGUUGUGAAAUACUAGGCCGGCCAUGUUGUUUUGGUAUCCAAGGAGAGUGUAUUAUAACAACAAGGGAGCAUUGUGAUCUUAAGAGAGGUUUCUUUCAUGAGGAGGCUACUCUGUGUUCGCAGGUGAACUGUUUUGAAGAAAUAUGUGGCAUGAUUCCUUUUGCCAAUCCAUCUUAUCCAGACCAGUUUUAUAGACUGUGGACAUCUCUCUUCCUUCACGGAGGACUUCUUCACUUAUUGUUGUCCAUUGUUUUCCAAAUGUGGAUCAUGAGAGAUCUGGAGAAAUUGAUGGGAGCUAUUCGUAUCUCUAUCAUUUACAUUGGUGCUGGAGUGGCUGGAAACUUGGCCAGUUGUACUUUCAUUCCCUAUCAAGUUGAGGCUGGCCCCUCUGGUUCUCAAUUUGGCAUUGCAGCUUGUUUACUUGUUGAAGUCUUGCAGAGUUACCAGAUGUACAAGCAUCCUGGACUUGCCAUCAUGAAAGUACUCGGUCCAGUCCUUUUCUUCUUCCUUCUUGGACUUCUUCCUUGGCUAGACAACUGGGCUCAUCUUUUUGGCUUCUUUUUUGGCUUUCUCCUGGCAUUUGCUUUAAUGCCCUAUGUUUCCUUUGGCCAAUUUGACAAGCGAAGAAAAAUCAUUAGUAUCAUUGUAUGCCUAGGUGGCGCUAUUGGCCUGUUUACAAUUUUAGUCCUGGUGUUCUAUGUGGCUCCCUUAACAGAUUGCCAUUGGUGUGUUUACCUUAACUGUAUUCCCUUUACAGCAGACUUUUGUGCUAACAUGGGGGUGAAAAUCAAGAAAAAUGCUACAUAUUCUAGUUACACAUGAAAUAACAUUGGUAUUAACCUGUCUAGUAUAUUUGUAUUUUUGUUUACAUAAUUCUUAUACUAUCUUUAUUUCAUUUUCCCCAUAAAUCUCAAAUUUCCUUAUAUUUCAAAAGUAAAUGAAAAACCAAGUCUUGGUCCAGAGAGUAAUUGCUUUGAUUGCCCUUGUUUGCUGGAUUAGAAAUGGAACAAACCUUAGAUGACAAUGUUGAUCUAUUUCAUUCUAACAUUCCUUUUUUUUUAAAAAUAAAACAAUAAUGUCCUACAGAUUUUGGUCUGCAUUUGGUUGGAAUUUCUUGUUAGAAAACAAAGCAAAUUAACAUGACACUUGGUGGAGCUGUUUGUUAAUUUAUGGUGAACAAUGUUUUGAUAGUGCUUUGUUUUGCACAGCUUUUUCUGUGCAUUCUACGUUUCCUGAAUGGGUUGCAAUAUAUCUAUGCAUACAAUGGUCUGUAAUAAUUAUUUUGGUAGGCAUUUUAUAGCUUUGAUCUCUGAAAAUUUAAGCUAAAUGUCACCUCUCAAUUUUUUUGUGCUAAUGUAUUUUUUUUUUUCACCUUUUGAUUAGUUACUGAUAUAUUAGGAUAUUAAACAAAUCUUAUAUGGUACACUUUAGCAUUAAAAUAUUUCAGUUUGCAAAAUAGAACUAUUCCUAUUAACAGUAUUAAGUUUAUCAUUUCAAAAAGGAUCAUUCCAAUAAGUAAAAGUUGGUCCUUAUGCUUUUUCUUUUUAAGAUAAUUUGUAAAUUGUUGAUUUUAUUUUAAAUUUACAUUAUGUUUAACUGGAGUAUCUAAAGUACGGAGUUAUUUAUCUUAAAACUGUAAUAAAAAAUUUUGGUUAUUGAUAAUGGUCAUAUAAUUUUUGUUUUUAUCCAGUCAGUUAGUAAGAUUCUAUUCAAGGUCCUGUUGGCAGCUGAUGUAAAUGUUACCAUUUUAUUUAGGGUCUCUUUCUUUAUUAUGGAUUCUUUCGGAAGUAUUCUUUAGAAAACAAACUGUCUUUUAUUAAUAAACUUUAUCUGCAUAUAUUUAUUUAAACUUAAGUAUAUACUGUACACCUGGUGUAGAAAUGCAAUAAUUUAUUUCAAUCUGUUUGAUAUUUUUUAAAAAUUUAUGAUGUGGUUUCCAGAUGUUCAGCUAUACUUCUUUCUGACCAUGAAUAAAGUAUGAUUCUGUUGCAACUUUGUUUCAGUAGAUGUUAUAAAUUGUUUCAGUAUAUGUUAUAAACUAUUUCAUGAAGGCUGAAAAUUAUUUGCUUUUUUUUUCUCCUGAAAAUCAUUGUUUAUAUAAUUAUGCAUGACUAAUACUAGUUUGUUACAAAAAAUAUUUUUUUAAAGCAUUGAUUUUGUUUUGUCUUUUAAUGCUGCACUACUUCAACUAACUACAUUUUAGUUGUGCAUUACAAUUGUAUCAAAGUAGUGAGAUGAUGGCUCAUAAAAUGCUAUUGAUGUUGACUUAGCUCAUUUCUAUUAUAUCAAAUGAUUUUAAUAUUUUUAAAAAUAGAUUUUCCUUAUUGAGGCAUAAUGUGGAUUAUAAAUUAACUGCCAUCAUCUCCCUUGCCAUAAUCAUCAAGUUUUAUAUAAUUUUCUUGGCUAUGUUUUAAUUUCAAUCCAAAUCUUCAACUCAGCAUUUUCCUUGCCAAAACAUAAUGUAUAACAGACUAUAAUUUAAACUACUCAAGCAUAGCAUAGUGUAGUGAGAACAAAUGUUUGUUUUACAUCCUCAUUAAGGACAACAAAUUAUUCUUUUAACAUUUUGUUUUGGAUAACCCAGUUUUGUUUAAGUUAACAACUCUUAUGACGAAGUGCUCAGAUUUUCUGAAUGGCUCACUUGCUGUAACCCAAGUUUAGUCCUCUGUGGCAUCAGGAAAUAUAAAAACGGAAUAAAUAAAAGCAAAAAAAAAAAACGAAA
Biomphalaria glabrata is the source of this 4328-nucleotide messenger RNA. Its product is annotated as inactive rhomboid protein 2-like. Gene Ontology annotation, cellular component: endoplasmic reticulum membrane. Gene Ontology annotation, molecular function: serine-type endopeptidase activity. The record is from RefSeq and is a predicted model, not a curated record. The transcript is spliced from 17 exons. Gene Ontology annotation, biological process: regulation of protein secretion; regulation of epidermal growth factor receptor signaling pathway. Bases 230 to 2428 code for a protein of 732 amino acids. Lineage: Eukaryota; Metazoa; Mollusca; Gastropoda; Planorbidae.